Molecule: messenger RNA, 3949 nt
Organism: Cinclus cinclus
Lineage: Eukaryota; Metazoa; Chordata; Aves; Passeriformes; Cinclidae
Product: proton-coupled amino acid transporter 1-like
Exons: 11
Coding region: 31-1458 (475 amino acids)
Biological process (GO): proton transmembrane transport; proline transmembrane transport; glycine transport
Cellular component (GO): vacuolar membrane
Molecular function (GO): glycine transmembrane transporter activity; L-alanine transmembrane transporter activity; L-proline transmembrane transporter activity
Source: RefSeq, a predicted model, not a curated record
CCGGGCGGUGCGGGGCGGCCGAGAGGGACCAUGUCCACCCGGCGCCUGCGCAGCGAGGACUACAAUGACUACAGCUCCACAGAUGUCACACCAGAGGGGAGCCCUCCUGAUGGCAUGAAUGGCUUUGCCCACCCCGAGUCCUACCAGCGCUUCGGGGAGACCAAUGGCACAACGUGGUACCAGACCCUGAUCCAUCUGCUGAAGGGGAAUAUUGGGACGGGGCUGCUGGGGCUGCCCCUGGCUGUGAAGAAUGCCGGCAUCCUGCUGGGUCCUCUGAGCCUUCUGGUGAUGGGAGUCGUGGCUGUGCACUGCAUGGGCAUCCUGGUGAAAUGUGCCCAUCACUUCUGCAACAGGUUCCAGAAGCAGUUUCUGGACUACGGAGGUGCUGUGAUGUAUGGGCUGGAGGCAACUCCCAGUGCCUGCCUGAGGACACAUGCCAUCUGGGGAAGGCGUGUAGUGGGACUUUUCCUGAUCAUCACCCAGCUGGGUUUCUGCUGCGUGUACUUUGUCUUUCUGGCGGACAAUCUAAAACAGGUUGUGUCUGCUGCAAAUGGGACCACCAAUGACUGCAGCUCAAACAGGACGGUGGUGAUGACCCCAACCAUGGACUCCCGCCUGUAUAUGCUUUCCAUCCUGCCUUUCGUGGUGCUGCUCACAUUUAUCCAGAACCUCAAAGUCCUGUCCAUCUUCUCCAUGCUGGCCAACGUGGCCAUGCUUGUCAGCCUUGUUGUGAUCUACCAGUACAUUGUCAGGGACAUUCCUGAUCCCAGAAACCUGCCUCUAGCAGCAGCCUGGAAGACCUACCCUCUGUUCUUUGGCACUGCAAUCUUUGCUUUUGAAGGCAUCGGCGUGGUGCUGCCUCUGGAAAACAAGAUGAAGAAUCCACGGCAGUUCCCAGUCAUCCUCUACGUGGGGAUGACCAUUGUCACCAUCCUGUACAUCAGCCUGAGUGUCCUGGGGUACCUGCGCUUCGGGGCAGACAUUCAGGCCAGCAUAACACUCAACCUGCCCAACUGCUGGCUGUACCAAGCUGUCAAGCUGCUCUUCUCCUUUGGGAUUUUCUUCACCUACGCCGUGCAGUUCUAUGUGCCUGCCGAGAUCAUCAUCCCUCCCCUUGUGGCCCGGGUGUCAGAGCGCUGGGGCUGGCUGGUCAACCUGCUUCUCAGGAUGGCCCUAGUCUGUGUGACCUGCGUACUGGCCAUCCUCAUCCCGCGCCUGGACCUCGUCAUCUCCCUGGUGGGCUCUGUCAGCAGCAGCGCCCUGGCUCUCAUCUUCCCCCCGCUGCUGGAGAUUGCCACCUACUACUCCGAGGGCAUGCACCCCCUCGUCAUUGCCAAGGACAUCGCCAUCAGCCUCUUUGGCUUUGUGGGCUUCGUGGUGGGCACGUACGAGGCGCUGGUGGAGCUGGUGGCACCCUCGGCCACCGUGGUGAACGCCACCACUGUCCUGGUGCAGUGACCAUGCCCUGGCCCCGCCGGAUGCUGAGCUGGGGUGCAUGGACACCAGGCACUGCUUUCCUGGGAAUGGCCUCCCCUCUCUCUCCUCUUGGGAAGCUGGCAGUUUGGUGUGUGAGGGGAUGGGGCUGCCCAGCACCGCACCCACCUGGCUACAGCAGGAUCCUGCCCUGGGCUCCGGCUGGAAGGUGGGAUCCAGCCUGGGGCAGUGCCUUCCCUCAGGGCUCUUAGGGCACGUGAUAGAGCAGAACAGUUCCUCUGUAAAUAGGCACUUUGAGAGGUGAGGAAUCCCAGGGAUGUAGAUUUUAUUUUAUUUUAUUAUUUUUUUAAAACCCAACCUUUCCAUAUUUCCCCUGUCCCUUCAGUCAGGGUGGGGAACAGGGACUACUCUUUUUUGUGCCAGUUUGAUUUUUUUUUUUCUUUGAGCACUUUAUUUUUACAGCAACAGGCAAACCUCAGCUCAGGUGAGCGUUCAGCUCCCUCCUCAGCCUUUUGGGGAGGGUGGGCAGAGCCUGGGGUGUGGAGCAUGCUGGGGCCCACAGCUCUCUCUCAGUGGGAUCCCCAGCCAUGGGUACUGGCUCCUGCAGUGCUUCAGCUGUGUUUCCAGCUGUCUUGAGCAGGAAGUCUGAACAGGCCCUUGAGCUGGGCACUGGGAAUGGUACCUCCCUGGCCUGGGAGAGUUUGCUGACCCCUGGCCCAUGCUUUCAGUAGUGGCACUUCUUUAUCCCCAUCCAGCGCACAACCCAAUACUUGGCUUUCAUAAGCUUUACAGAACCGAGGUGUGUGGGGUAUGGCUCUGCCAUAAUGGGGGGCUGAGCUGGUCCCCUUUGGGUGGGAUGGGGUGUCCCCAGGGGUCACCACAUGCUGCCCACAUGCCACAAGAAUACAUCACCUUGUUUACAGUGCCUGAGCUGGCCCUGGCACGCUCCACCUGCAUCUGCAGGUCGAUACUGAAUGUCAAAUCACACGCAAAAACUCCGUAAUAUUUCUGUUUUUAACCCCCUCCUGGUUCCACUCCCUCUGCAUCCUCUGCUUCUGCCCAGCUCCUCUCCUCCCAUAGGAUGCAGCUCCCUGGCACUUCUCCCUGUGCUCCUGUUGCUUCUUUUGUUGUGGCUGGUGCAUGCCUGGUGGGGAUGGUCAUGUGGCACUGCUGCUUUCCUUUCUCUGAGAGCCCAGCUUCCUUCCUAGAGAGUUUCCUUGCCUUUCUGCUGGAUUUCUACUUUUUUAAAACAAGGGAGAAAAUGCAUCCUCCACAGGACAGGCUGAACUCCUGCCUGCUAACACAGCAUCUCCCAAAUGCUGGCUCUCUUUGGAGAGCCUUCAUCCCUCAUACCACUGUAGGCAUGUCUCCUUGGUGGUGGGCAAAGGCUUCUGGUAGUGGGAAAGGAGGGCGAGUAAACCACCAGUGGGCUGUGUUCCCGUUAUUUGGUGGAGGGUGAGAUUUGUGAUCAUUUUUGGUGUUUGACCAGGUUCUGUGAGGAGAAGGCUGUGUGGAACAUGUCCCUGCGGCCUGCCUCUCCCUGGGUGGUGCUUGUGUCUGUACUGUGUCCCUUUGCUGGCAGUUCUGGGUGCCACAUGCAGGUAUGUGGACCUAUGGCCAGGCAUGGGGUGGAUCUGUGCCAUGUCACUGCCCUUUUCCAGCCCCUCUUCUGCUCCCUGCAUCUCUUGGGGCUCACCUUGUCUCCUCCAAGGCUGUGCUAGGAAAGGUUUUAACAGGACCAGCAUUGCUUGGUCAGGAGCAGAGCGAAGCUUUAACUCAAAUCCUCCCUCUGGAGGGCACCAUGGGGAUAGAGAGGCAGCACCCAGGGCUGGGGAGGGGCUCCAGGGCAUGACAUAGGCGGGACAAGUGCAAUAUUCCUGUCCAUUUCUGUGUACUGACCCCAGCGUGGCCCUUGGGGUUGGGUUUGAGUCAGAAUUGUCAAGCAGAGGAGGGAGUGCUGUGAGGAGCAGGCGAUGUCUGAUGCUUCCCCUUGCCCUGCUAGUAGUGCACUCUAAGAAGGCUGGCCACAUUUUAGGGACAGCUGUGUGCCAAGGCAUGUCCCCGGCCUUGCACUGGGCAUCAGUGGGUUUGCUGAUGAGGCUCCUGGCAUCCAAACUCACUCUGCAAGCAGCAGUGAAGACCUCAUUUCUAAGGGGGCUGGGAUAUCACACAAGCAUUAAAUGGGUUUUGCAACUCUUCCCUUUUAUUGGGGUGAACAGAGGUGUUUGAAGAUGGGGCAGAUGUGCUUGUGGCACAUGUGGUGUGAGAGGCUCUGCUGAGCCAGGGGGAGCUGCCGCAGGACCCGAUGGACACGAAAAAUUGACACUUGUAUAUUGUAGGCUGCUCAGUAACUAAGAAACUUGUCUGUGUAAAUAUAGCAAUGGUCACGUUCAUGUCUCGUGCCUAUGGAUAUUGUCAGCGUACAGCAUGGGUGGCUGCCCAGCAGCAGAGCUGGUGCUGCACCUGAAUCAUGUAUCUUACUUUAAUCAAUAAAUAUGAUCUAUUUUUUAUGUGU